CAAACACACACCUUACCACUGCUAUGACAACGCCAGCUUUCUGAACAUAAAGAUGGCGGCUACUGGUGAGGAAGCUAGUAACAGCGCUGCAGACACUAUAGUCACCGAGUAUGCCACGUAUGAGGAUUACCUGGACUCUCAAAUAACACCAACUGAUCUGUUCUACCUGGAGGACGAGGAACUAGCACGUCAGCUAGUGGAGCUAGGAUAUCGUGGAUCAGGGGAAGUGCUCAAGAGAGAAGACUUUGAGCUCAGGAAAGAAGCGGCUGCAGCCAGUAAGCUAGCACGUCGAGACCAGCUGAGAGUGUUGUGCAGUGCUGGGAAGGACCUGCAAGGAUCAGUGUUCCUGGAGGGGCUGGCUCAGAGGGAAGAGACUAACAGAAACGGGAAAAUUUCAUCAAUUAUAUUUAUUCGGGACAAGAAUGCCAAGGGUCAGGAGAUAUCAGGAUACAUUGAUUACGCACAUCGACUCAAGGUGGAUGAUUUUGACCCCAUAUUCUCGUCACGGAAGAAGCUGCUCCCUAGACACAGUGACUUGAGCUUCUAUAACUGGGACACUAAUUUCUCCUCGUCCAACUCCACUCCUAAUUAUCAGGUGAUUGCAGACAACGCCUCAGGUCUGCUGUUUAAGAAUAAACGAGACAGAAAGAUUAUUAACGUUGACCCAAAGGCAACCAGUUGCGGGGACAACACGACGCGUACCAACGUACAAACGUCCAAGUACACUCAAGUGGUUAUAUUCGAUCAUGUCACUAGAAGAAAAGCAUAAACUGAACAUUCACCAGGUACCAGGUACCCUGUACCCUGUACUCUGCACCCUGUACUAUACACAGUCAGUUGUUUGUUAUGUAAAAGCUCUUAUUAUAAAUUAUUUCACAUGUACUGUUGGCAUCAUUUUCACUUCCUAUAAUUAUAAUUGCUACUAUUUUUAAAAUUUUUUUAAAAUUAAUUGACUCAAAGUGUUAAAAAUGCA
Molecule: messenger RNA, 973 nt
Organism: Halichondria panicea
Lineage: Eukaryota; Metazoa; Porifera; Demospongiae; Suberitida; Halichondriidae
Product: cilia- and flagella-associated protein 299-like
Exons: 7
Coding region: 53-769 (238 amino acids)
Source: RefSeq, a predicted model, not a curated record